AUGACUGAUUCAGCUACUGACAAAUCCACUCUUGAUAAAUAUGAACAGCAUUACUUUUCAUCUUACGAUCAUUUUGGUAUUCAUGAAGAGAUGUUGAAGGAUACAUCACGUACAUUGAGUUAUAGAAAUGCCAUGUACAGAAAUAAAGAUGCAUUUAAAAACAAGAUAGUUCUUGAUGUUGGUUGUGGUACUGGUAUACUUUCCAUGUUCGCAGUGAAAGCUGGUGCCAAGCAUGUGUAUUCAGUGGACAUGUCAUCAAUCAUCGGCAAGGCGAGAGAAAUUGUUGAAUUGAAUGGAUUCAGUGAUAGAAUUACAUUGUUGCAAGGUAAAUUAGAGGAUAUUAAAUUACCAGUUGACUCAGUUGACAUUAUAAUAUCCGAGUGGAUGGGUUACUUUUUACUUUAUGAGUCCAUGUUGGAUACUGUGUUGUACGCCAGAGAUAAAUAUCUUGUCAAGGGUGGUUUAAUAUUACCAGAUAAAUGUCAGAUGUAUAUUGCUGGUAUUGAAGAUGGUCAAUAUAAAGAAGAAAAAAUUCACUACUGGGAGGAUGUAUAUGGGUUUGACUACUCGCCAUUUAUCAAAACAGCCAUGGAAGAACCAUUGGUUGAUACUGUGAACAAACAGGCAUUGGUGACAAACAGCUUCAAGUUUUUUGAAUUCGACAUCAACACAGUGAAGAAGGAGGAGCUCUCAUUCAAGAGAAAGUUUGAAUUGCUUGCCACUGAAGAUGAGAUGUGUCAUGCAUACAUUGUUUACUGGGAUGCCAUCUUUCCAGGAAAAGAAAGAGUCACUUUGCCAACAGGACCAAUGCACCAGUAUACUCAUUGGAAACAAACUGUUUUUUAUAUGGACCAGGUAUUAGAUUUGAAACAAGGUGAUCUCAUUUAUGGUGAAAUUUUCGCUCGACCAAGUACUGUUAAUCCAAGAGAGUACGACAUUGAUCUCAAGUGGGAUUUGCAAACCGAAAGCAAUGACGUUAGUAGGAACCAAAAAGGAGAGUACAAAUAUUUUCUUCGUUAG
This is a messenger RNA of Lodderomyces parapsilosis, 1020 nucleotides long. RefSeq names its product protein-arginine omega-N methyltransferase (gene HMT1). Bases 1 to 1020 code for a protein of 339 amino acids. The transcript has a single exon. The record is from RefSeq and is a predicted model, not a curated record. NCBI's taxonomy places the organism in Eukaryota, Fungi, Ascomycota, Pichiomycetes, Serinales, Debaryomycetaceae. Gene Ontology annotation, biological process: peptidyl-arginine methylation. Gene Ontology annotation, molecular function: protein-arginine N-methyltransferase activity. Gene Ontology annotation, cellular component: nucleus.